Molecule: messenger RNA, 938 nt
Organism: Dentiscutata erythropus
Lineage: Eukaryota; Fungi; Glomeromycota; Glomeromycetes; Diversisporales; Gigasporaceae
Source: the annotation of a GenBank genome assembly
UACACGAUACAAGGCAUAAAAGCAAGGAAUCGAACAACUCUACACUUGCAAAAACUUUAUCAAGCUCAGGCCCAGAAAGGUGCGUCUCACCUAGUACAACUACCUCAGGUACAACAAUCUCAACUAGUACAGACUGGUUAGAUAUGCUAGAGCAAGAAAAUGCAAAAGAGAAUGUGAUAGAAAGCCUACAAACAACGGUUUUCCAAGAGGAUAAUUCUACAGCUCCGCAGAAAGAAAGUUCAAUGAAAAAAGAUCAGCCUCUCCUAUAUGAAAGUACACCAAUCCAAUCAGACCAGUGGGUUGUAAUUUUUGAUAUUACAAAUGAUGCAAACUUAACUCUGAGAAUCCCUAGGUACAUCAAUAUAAUGGAUCAGAAGGUCACCACGGAGUGGAAAGAGGCUCCGAAACUCUGUUACUUUUGUGAUGGUGAAGGUCAUCUGAAAAGAGACUGUGAACAACUAAAAGAAGCCAAUAAGCUAAAUCAACACUACAAGAAAUACAAAGAAACUAAAAAACAAACCACAGUAAAAAAAACAUCAGAUGGGGCUUUGAUGUUAGAAAGAGGCGAGACAAUAAAUAUACAAAAAAAUAAUGAUCAAGUACAUAACCCUCAGGAAAUAACAUUAUAUGACCCAGAUGUAGAUAUGGAAAGAACAAACGAUACAACAACGGAAUUUAGUCCAAAACCUCAUACAGGUACUCCUAUUUUACCAGAUAUCGAAUUUUCAAAUUCAGAAACUUCGGUAUCAGACAGUAAAACCAAUGUUCUAACAACAAAUAGAAUGGAUUGCGACAAUCAAGAAGUGCUAAAUAGUACCUCUCUAAAAGAGGGACAAUCAGAUACUGAAGACAGGUUUAUAGAGGUUAGGAAUAGUAAAAAGAAAAGGAAGAUAAGCUCAGGCUCAGGAAAUAAAAAUCCAAAUCAAUAUCACAAAUGA